GGCCGGCUGUCAGCGAGUGGGAGGAAGGAGAUCUUCAGUCCCCAAGGGAGACAGCCGGCUAGUCCGGGGGGGAAAAUAAUCCUCACUCCCGACCACAAGCUGCUCACAGCUCGCCAUGCCCUGGAGAAAGUUGCUGCCGCCCCCUGUCUCGGUUUCCCCUCGCUGGAUGAUGCCCCUCUGCCUCUCCACAGUUGCCCUCCUGCUGCUGGGGGCGGCGGUGCUGCCCCUCUGGACCCCGGGAUCGGGGCUCGGUAGCUGGCAGCAAGUGCCGGGGGAAGUGGGCUCCGCUGCUGGCAGGAGGAGGGUGACUGGGCCGGCUUGGAGCCAGAGCGCGGAGGGCAAGACUGGGGCUUGCUGCUCGGGAUCCCCCUUACAGGGCAGACGGAAGUCACGUCAAUGGCACAUUGAACUCCAACCCUGGGUCAGUUCAUACCACUCACUGGAGGAGGAGGCUGCUCGGUUCCUGGCCUAUAUCAGCAGUUCUCAGAUUUCCUGUGGUAAACCAGAUGAGGAGAUUGGCAGUCUGGAGCUCACCCAGGAACCAUGGCCUAUUUGCCUGGACAGUGCUUUUCACCUUGCUCAGCAGAUCCACAGAAAACAGUGCAGGGUUUACUCAAUCGGACUAGGGAGUGAAGACAAACGUUUUGAAGUGGAAAUGGCCAAAGCUGGAUGUGAGGUUCACUAUUUUGAUCCAAGUAUCAACGAGGCCCACAUUCAGAAGAGUGCAGGUCACUGGUACCAUCGCAUGGCAAUCGACUGGAGAGACCCCAACCCAGCUGUCAUCGCCCAGAAACAGCACAGAACUACCAAAAGGUUGGCCACUAUAAUGAGCGAAUUUGGUCACAGGAAGAUUGAUGUGCUUAAGGCAGACAUCGAGAGUGCAGAGUGGAAGAUUCUGGAAAACUUAAUUCUGGAGAAUGUCAUUGAAGAAAUCGGACAAUUAGUUUUUGCAAUCCAUUUACACUGGCCUGGGUUUGAGAUUAGUGGGAAUGAUACCGAUGUUGUUCGGUAUUGGUACAGCCUUCUGAAGGAGCUAGAACUAAGGAACUUCAAGCUCUUCCACAGUUAUAAGGAUUUAAAUAAGCCACAAAUCUUCCUACGAAAGCAGGCUUUCAAUGCUAGUAGCAGCUACGUACUAAGCUGGAUUAAUACCCAGUGGAGAUAAUAUUUAAUGAGGAGAUAAUGACUAGUAACAAACUGCACAGCCCUGUCCGUAUAUUUUGAGGACAGAACGGGCAUUAUACUAAUGUCGUGACUUUCAAGUGUUAAAAUUAGACCCUAUGAAACAUCAAAUGAUUUGCUUCAGGGAAAACAAUCAAAGAUCAGCAACGUGAGCCUCCCUCAGGGCAAAAAGAAAGGAAGACCUUUCAGAGGAACAGUUAAAGUUAUGAAUAUGAGAUGACAAGGUGUAGAGCUGGUUGAACACAGCAGGCCAGGCAGCAUCAUCGGGGCAAGAAAGCUGACAUUUCGGGCAUGGACCCUUCUUCAGACUAUGGCUGUUUAUGACCAGAGCUUACGUUGAUGCUGUGGCUUUCUGCAGACAGUGAAGUGACGAGGGUCAGUUUCUGAUUUGAACAUUACUGAAACUGAUACCUGUACAGUCAUCGUGACUCAUGUACAUAUAUGGACAAGCUCAGCUGUGAGACAUAUCGGAGGUCAAUGUGGAGUGUGGGUACUGGAGAGCCCAAUCUCAGGGUGGACAGUCACCAUCAUCGGUGACAAAGCAAUAUUUACAUUUCUAUUUGUUAAUGUAAUAUUUAGGAUAAUAAAUAACUUGCCUUCUCUGUAUCUGUCAGGAAAUGUUUAAUUUAUGAAUAAGAACUGGUAGUGUUUCACCCACCUAAAAAUAAUAGAAAUAAUUUAGAAUUACAUAGAACAUAGAACAAUACAGCACAGGAACAGGCCUUUCGGCCCAUCAUGUCUGUGCUGACUAUGAUGCCAUCUGCCUGCACAUAGUCCAUAUCACUCUAUUCCCUGCCUGUUCAUGUGUUUGCCUAAAUGCCUCUUAAACUUUGCCAAGGUAUCAGCUUCUACCGCCUCCCUGGCAGCAUGUUUGAGGCACCUACUGCCCUUAUGUAAAAAAACUUGCCUCACACAUCUUCCUUAGACCUAUCCCCUCUCACUUUAUAUCUAUGUGUCCUACUAUUUGACAUUUAUAUUUUGGGAGAGAGACUCCAACUAUCCACCCCAUUCAUGCCUCUCAUAAUUUUAUAUUCUUCCAUCAGGUCACCCCUCAUCCUCCGAUAGUCUGGCAAAAACAAAGUUUGCCCAACCUCUCCUUACAGCUAAUACACUCCAAUCCAGGUAACAUCCUUGUAACCUCUUUUGCACCAUCUCCAAAGCCACCUCAUUCUUCCUGUAGUGUGGCUUACCAGAACUGCACACACUACUUCAACUGUGGCCUAACUAAUGUUUUAUACAAACUGCAACAUGACUUGCCAACUUCUAUACUCAGUGCCCCAAAUGACAAGAACCAUAUGCCUUCUUUACCAUCUUGUCCACUUGUGUUACCACUUUCAGGGAAUUAUGGACUUGCAUCCGAAGAUCCCUGCAUACAUCAAUGCUCCUAAGUAUAUUGCCUUUUACUGUAUACUGUCCUCUUGCAUUUGACCUCCCAAAAUUCAUCACAUCACAUCUGCUCAACUUUCCAACUUGAUCCAUAUCCUGCUGUAUCUUUUCUCACUAUCCACAACUCCACCAAUUUUUGUGUCAUCUGCCAACUUACUACUCUGACCACCGACAUUUUUAUCCAAAUCAUUUACAUAUAUUACAAGUAAGAGAAGUCCUAGCGCUGAUCCUUGUGGGACAAUUACCCUCUGUUUUCUACCAUAGAAUGAUAGAAUCCCUACAGUGCAGAAAGAAGCCAUUCUGCCCAUCGAGUCCACAACCGCCCCCACCGAGCAACAUCCCACUCAGGCCCAAUGCCCAAUCUUAUCCCAGUAACCACUUCCCCUCCCAUAUCCCGUGGCUCACCCAACUAACCUGCACAUCCCUGGAUACUACAGGGAAAUUUAGCAUGGUCAGCCCACCUAACCCACAUAUCUUUGGACUGUGUUAGGAAACUAGAGCACGGGGUCGAAACUCACGCAGGCACAGGGAGAACGUGAAAACCGCACACAGUCACCCAAGGCUGCAAUCAAACCCAGGUGUAGACCAAACCAAUUUUGAAUCUAAUUUAUCAACUCACUGUGAAUCUCAAUUGUCUUAAUCUCCUGGACCAGCCUACCACGAGGAACCUUGUCAAAUGCUUUAGUAAAGUCCAUGUAGACAACAUUAACUGCCUUACCCUCAUCGAUCAUUUUUAUUACUUCCUCGGAAAGCUCAAAUUGAAUUUGUGGGACAAGUCCUCCUCUGCACAAAGCCAGGCUGACUACCCCUAAAAAGUCCACUCUUUCCAAAUGCAAGUAAAUCUUGUUCUUAAGAAUCUUCUCCAUUAAUUUCUCUAUCACUGAUGUAAGGCUCACUGGCUUAUACUUUCCUUGAUUGUUCCAUUUGCCCUUCUUAAAUAAAGGAACAAUAUAGGCUAAUCUCCAGCAGUCUGGGACUUUGCCUGUGGUUAAAGAGGAUACAGAAAUCUCUGUCAAGGCUCCAACAAUCUCCUUACUUGGGUGACUUAUCUACCUUAAUGUUUUUCAAAAAGUGCUUCACAUAUAGUGAAAUCGCUUAAAUUGCAUUUAUGUUUAUUAAAGCAACAAAGCCAAUAUUGUAUCCAGCACUGAGAUGAAGGACCACAAUCUAAAUAGAAGUUUAGACAGGAGAAUAGGGAAAGAAAAAUUACUUUCUAUGGCUGCAGAGUCAGUGAAGGGGGUCAUAUCAAUUUAAAACUAAUACUGUUAGUGAGAAGGAUUGGAAAAAAAUAUUUUAAUAUGGGGAUUGGAAGUGAAUGCUUUGUACAGGGAGCAAUUUAACAGAACGUAAGACACAGGAGCUGGCAUAACCAUUUGGCUUUUCAUCCCAGUCCGCCAUUCAAUUAGGCCUGAAAUGACCUGGACAGCAUAGUGUAUUCUUUAAGGAGAAAGUGGAUAAAUGAUUGGAAGAGAGUAAGAUGCAGAGAUAUUGGAAAGGUCAGAAACUGCACAAUUGAUUUUGAACUCCUUCAGCUGAGAGCUGGAUGAUAUAAUGGGCCAAAUGUCCCAAUUUUGUACUGUAAAUUUCAGUGGUUCAAUUCAAGAUGUCUUGUGGUGGCUGGCUGUGUGUUAGUCAGGAUGUGAAGAGUGUCAUGGCCAAGGGUCAGAUCUCGAAGUACUUGGACAAAUAUUCAUGUGUAAUUCUAAAAUGUAUUUAUUUUAAUGUGAAUUGAUGCAACUGAAAAUGGCUGCAAUGUAAAUUAUGUAAGUAGCUGCCUGGAGAGACAAAAUCCACAGAAUGUCAAGCUUACAUCUGUGAAGGGAACUUCAAACAACAGCCCUUCAUUUGGGAGGAGAAGGAAGGGGAAUUGGCAAGAUGAAACAGACUGGACGGUGAUCUGUUGUGGCUAUGAAGAUAAACGAGGGUUCAUACGUUCGACAGCAAGGAAAACUGCAAAAUUAUGUCUCAAACUGCAGGCACACUGUGUUUUUUCAAUCUGCAGGGUACACAGGACAAUGGUUAAAAAGCCAGUUUGUACUCUACAGGAGUAGACUGAUAGCACAGAAAGCCAGGGUGUGGACCAGGCUUGGUUUGAGCGUUAACAGGCUAUACAGGUCACAAGAGAAGAGUGACUCCUGUGUUGCAGGUAAAAGAAGACCCUUUCUCACUCUGAGUGCUACAAGUAUGUAAAAAGGACAACAAAAAGACUCUCUUUCACCCUGAAAACUGGAACACAAUCACAGUCAAAAGGAAUCAGAUCUACAGAAUCUCAAUCAGUCAGCAGAAUCGGGGAUCAUAAAACUGACCAUUCAACACCCAAGGCCAAUGUGACUGGAAACCUGCAACAUCCUCUUCAUAAACAAGUCAGAGACUGAUCUGUAUUUUUUAAUGUUAUCUUUUGGACUCACCUCUUAUUUAUAAUCUAUGUGUUGUGUUCUUGCAUUCAUUAAUGAAUAAACAUACUCU
This is a messenger RNA of Stegostoma tigrinum, 5034 nucleotides long. RefSeq names its product probable methyltransferase-like protein 24. The transcript has 5 exons. Bases 116 to 1165 code for a protein of 349 amino acids. The record is from RefSeq and is a predicted model, not a curated record. Gene Ontology annotation, molecular function: S-adenosylmethionine-dependent methyltransferase activity. Lineage: Eukaryota; Metazoa; Chordata; Chondrichthyes; Orectolobiformes; Stegostomatidae.